AUGGGGUCAAGGAGGCUGGGUUUGUCACAGUCAACUGGCUUCUGUUACUGUACGGCAGAUGGCAUUCAUGGCUACGGCUACAGACCAGAUGUGUCACCGUCCAAACCCUAUUUGUUAAUAAUCUCCACCUUGCCUGACGAUGGCGAUCGUUCUGCGAACAGCCCGUCUCUGAUCAUCACUUCAGUCGGAGGGCAAGAUGAUAAAACACGCCCUUCGUCCCUGGACAGCUGCUCCACCCACGGUGCUGAGUACUGGGCUAGCCUCAUCCGCCAGUCUUACGGCGCCUUAUACAGUGGUGGAACGCUAGACACGGAAUGUCUGAAAGCUCCUCGUCGACGACGUGCAGGUAGGUAUGAUAUGGAGAGUCGGGAGACGGGUUCCGCGGGGCAUGACGGGAUCGAGACAGCGCCGCUCUCGCACUUGGAGUUGGGGGUGUUUUGUAUCCAGGUAACUCCGAAUCGAACAUAUCAACAGGUGAUCAAAUACGAGAGAGAUAUCGUGCUCCUUCGGAAAGCGAUACAAGCCCGGCAAAAAGCGGAAGAACAGGCUAGAGCCGAGGCGAGACACCAUACCGAGUGGAAUCAGCGGGUUCUUCGUCAAGGUCCGUGGGACGGAGUCAAGGAUCCACUCCCUCUCACCGGGGCGCCUGCACUGCCUAUGCCUGUCACGAUCAGUGAUGAGGAGAGUUUGGCAGCGUUCUUCAACCACCUGAGUGUUGGGGAUUCUCAUGAUACGUUGAUUCCUGUUUUGGUGGCUUCGCCCCGAAGUUUGCGUUCUUCUCCUCAAAAAGUAUUGUUUGGUCGCUUGACUUUUGCUAGGGUGCUCGUCCCACCCAAUAUCUCUCAGCUAAUGAUCAGUCUGGAAAGCAAUAACUUCAUUCGCCACUUCUUGCUCGGUAAUAAUAUGAUUGGGCCUGUGGGUGCCCGGCUGAUCUCGGACUUCGUACUUGCGCACCCCGACCGCAUGGAGACCUGGUACCUUGCCGGUAAUUGCAUUGACCUCGCUGGAUUUGAGCGCCUUGUCUCUGCGUGGACAACCUCGACUUCCAUCACCAACAUCUGGCUCAAGCGAAAUCCACUUGGUCCAAUAGCGUCUACUGCCCUGUCCGAAUCGAUCACUAAGACCUUGAAGUUACGCACCCUCGAUCUCGAUCAGACAGAACUGGGCGACGGAGGUGUUGCUCAUCUCUUUUCACUUCUGGCAAAUCACCAUAGCCCCACUUCACUGAGACAUAUCUACCUGAACGCCGUAGGGAUAGGCUAUUCCGCAUGCAAGAGUCUCGCGGAUUACCUCUCAUCCCCACAUUGCACAUUGGACUUUGCACCGGAAAAUCUUGGCAUACGAUACAAUUACCUCGGAGAUGAUGUGGUGGACAGUGUAAAGGUACUGGUGUCAAGCUGCGAAACACUACGAAUGCUCGAGCUUGGCACGACUGGCAUGACGCGAUCAGCGCUUGAGUCCAUUUCAGAAGAGGUAGUAAAAUCGGAGACGCUGGUGGUCUUCGCACCAAAGAGCGUGUACAACAAGGUCUCCACAAGGGUCAAGCUCUCUGUGAAUGAGCGCAUCAAGGAGAAUGUUCGGCAACCAUAG
Messenger RNA from Letharia columbiana, 1590 nucleotides. RefSeq lists its product as uncharacterized. The record is from RefSeq and is a predicted model, not a curated record. The transcript is spliced from 5 exons. The coding region runs from base 1 to 1590 and encodes 529 amino acids. NCBI's taxonomy places the organism in Eukaryota, Fungi, Ascomycota, Lecanoromycetes, Lecanorales, Parmeliaceae.